Penicillium vulpinum is the source of this 2100-nucleotide messenger RNA. RefSeq names its product ferric reductase family protein. Gene Ontology annotation, cellular component: plasma membrane. Gene Ontology annotation, molecular function: ferric-chelate reductase activity. The record is from RefSeq and is a predicted model, not a curated record. The coding region runs from base 1 to 2100 and encodes 699 amino acids. Lineage: Eukaryota; Fungi; Ascomycota; Eurotiomycetes; Eurotiales; Aspergillaceae. The transcript has 2 exons. Gene Ontology annotation, biological process: iron ion transport; intracellular iron ion homeostasis; copper ion import.
AUGUCCAUGUCAAUGGGGGACAUGCCUGCGGGCUCAAUGUCCAUGGGAGAUGGCGUUCCCAGUCUGUUCACCCUACAGAAGAUGUACUGGGCUGCCGUGGGAAGUGUAAUCGGUGCAGCAACUCUUGUUAAUGUGCUGGAUCGCGUUCUUGCUCGGCAUCGCUUGCGAGAUUCUUCACUCACGCCUGCCAAACCAAAAUCACUGUUCUUCAGUAUCUACGCCACUAUCAUAGCAACAACCCGCGAAGUCAGCUAUGCGACUCUACGACCACUCAGACUCGGAGGAUUCACCCUCCAUUUCCCACCACUUGGCCCAGUUCUCAUCAUGCUAGUCAACCUGAUGGUAGUCAUGGUCCUUUGUUUCUAUAAGCUAGACACUCUAGAUCAAUGGCAAUGGGAGAAUGUCGGCUAUCGCAGUGGUUUCAUUGCCAUUUGCCAGCUGCCACUGAUCUUUCUACUAGCAGGCAGGCAGAACAUUAUUGGCUUCUUGGCAGGAAUGAGCUACGUCAGUUUGAACUGGUACCAUCGCUGGGUCGCUAGGAUACUGUGGCUGACUACCACCAUCCAUAUGGGAUUUUGGUUUCGCGAUUGGGGCCGCUGGAACUAUAUCAUCUAUCAGCUUAAUAACAGUGCGUUGGCGAAGCGUGGAUUUGCCGCUUGGGUUAUCCUGACCUUUAUUGUGAUCACUUCCUUCGCUCCAAUUCGCCGUCUUAGUUAUGAGGUCUUUGUCAUCCAGCAUCUAGUCACCUUUGUCGGCUUUAUUGUUGCAGUGUGGAUGCAUGCCCCCGAUGAAGUCAAGGUCUGGGUAUGGAUCCCAAUUGGGCUUGUGGUCUUCGAUAGGCUUGCUCGCUAUGCCUGGGGUGCAUAUGCGAACUUGGCUAUUUUCCACCGAAAGAACAAAACCAACACUCCAUGGGCACAUUCAGCUACAUUUACCCCGUUACCUGGAAAUGUCACCUGUGUUACUAUCGAAAACCCCAGUAUCAGUUGGCAACCUGGUCAGCACGUCUUCCUCACUUGCCACUCUAUUGUUCCAUUGCAAUGUCAUCCAUUCACUAUCGCAUCUAUCCCAGAAGAUAACAAGAUGAAGUUCUUUAUCCGCGCUGAGAAUGGGGGAACCCGACGGUUUUUCCGAUAUGCCUCAAAGACCGGUAAUAUAUUGGGGAAUGAACAAGCAGCGGGGAUGUCCAGCACAACAGUUUUUAUCGAUGGGCCAUACGGAAGCAUCCGCCCCUUGCGUCAAUUUGACAGUGUUAUACUGUUGGCAGGUGGCAUGGGCGCGACAUUCACAAUACCUCUUCUGCGGGACGUUGUCUCGGCAUGGAAGAUGGAGAGCAACGGCAACAAAGAGCAGAUACCCGCUCGCACCACUCGUCUAGCAGCCACUAAGCGGUUGCGGUUUGUCUGGGUAAUCAAGUCACGUUAUCAACUGAGUUACUUUGAGCCUGAGCUGCAUUCUCUGCUGGCAGAUGUUAAUGAGUGCCGACGCACGCAUUCAAAUUUCGAGAAGGAGAUUGAGAUUAGCAUUUAUAUCACAUGCGAUGAAAGGCUCGAUCCACCUAUCGCCACCUCAGUCCCAUUGCAGACACAGCCACUCCCUCCGCUGGAGACUUUAACACAAGAUGAGACUAAGAACAUGUUUGAGAAAGAAAAUAUCUCAAUUCAUUCUGUCUCUGACGAGUCAACAUCGACUCCAGGCCCCGUGGUCACAAGCAGUGGAUGUCUCCCUGGUGGAGGCUGCUGUUGCACUGCCCAAAUUGAAGAUGAGGAGAUCAGCACUGCUUGUGCCUGUACCUGCUCCGGCCCAGAACCUGCUCAGCCUGAGAAGGCUGCUCUGGAUGUGAAAGCCCUCCUGCCUGAAGAUCCCACAAGCAAGUCAAUUACUUAUCCCAAUAUUAUCUCUGGUCGUCCCACGCCACGAACUAUCAUCCGCAAGGUCUUAGAGAAAGCCGAAGGAGAAAGCGCCGUUGUUGUGUGCGGACCUCGUGGCCUAGCAGACGAUGUCCGCCGUAGCGUGGUUUCUCUGAGCGACGAACGAGCUGUACACAAAGGAACUGGCGCGCAGGGGAUCUACUUACAUGUUGAGAACUUUGGUUUAUGA